Medioppia subpectinata is the source of this 418-nucleotide messenger RNA. The record is from the annotation of a GenBank genome assembly. NCBI's taxonomy places the organism in Eukaryota, Metazoa, Arthropoda, Arachnida, Sarcoptiformes, Oppiidae.
CAUAAAUAACGUGACAUUAAGUUUAAAGAGUGAAUUAUUUAACGCUAUAUAUGAAUGGUUUGAUUGUUUGUCAGUAAAUACUGUAUUGAAUAGUGUUUUGGCAUUUAAUAGACUAAUCACUGAUUAUUACAAUUAGUAGUGAAUUAAUAAGUGAUUACUAAUUGAUUGAAUCAAUUGAUGGCUUCGGUUGAGAAGGAGGGCAUUCAGAAGCAGAUCCAACAGGACUGGGCUAACAGGGAGUACAUUGAGAUCAUCACCGGAUCCAUCAAAAAGAUCGCAGACUUCUUGAAUUCGUUUGACAUGUCUUGUAGAGGAAGACUCGCUUCACUUAAUGAGAAGUUGACGUCUUUGGAGAGAAGGAUUGAAUACUUGGAGGCAAAGGUAACAAAAGGCGAAACACUUAAUUGAUUGCUAUUAU